Messenger RNA from Sinocyclocheilus rhinocerous, 2041 nucleotides. Its product is annotated as YY1-associated factor 2-like. Gene Ontology annotation, cellular component: nucleus. Bases 114 to 662 code for a protein of 182 amino acids. Gene Ontology annotation, molecular function: transcription coregulator activity; DNA binding. Lineage: Eukaryota; Metazoa; Chordata; Actinopteri; Cypriniformes; Cyprinidae. Gene Ontology annotation, biological process: positive regulation of DNA-templated transcription. The transcript has 4 exons. The record is from RefSeq and is a predicted model, not a curated record.
GCUGGAUUGGUCGAGCAGGGUCACGUGACGGCGCUGCGCUGAGUUUCUACGACAGCUGGGAGCCGCGCGAGAGGCGGCUGUGCCUGCGACGCUUCGCACAAAGUUUCUGAAGCAUGGGAGACAAGAGGAGUCCGACGAGGCCGAAACGGCAAGCGAAGCCCUUCUCCGACGACGGUUACUGGGACUGCAGCGUGUGUACAUUCAAGAACAGCGCCGAAGCGUUCAAAUGCAUGAUGUGCGAUGUCAGGAAGGGCACGUCAACGCGUCUUCCCUUUCCCCCCCCCCACAGGAAACCUCGUCCUGUCACACAGCAGUUUGCUUCACCCACACAACCCAAGAAAGAGAAAAAGGAGAAGACUGAGAAGGACAAGAACGAGAGAGAACCGACACUGAAAAAGAACAGCCACAAGAAAAUGAGGCCCAGGUUAAAAAAUGUGGACCGCAGCAGUGCACAACAUCUGGAAGUGACAGUGGGAGAUCUGACGGUUAUCAUAACAGACUUUAAGGAGAAAAGUAAGCCCUCCUCCAGUUCGUCCUCCAGCGCAGCAUCUGGAGACCACCACAGCCAGAGCGGAUCCAACUCAGACAACACAGAGAAGGGGAUCUCCAGAUCCUCAUCCCCGCGAGGGGAGGGUUCCUUACUCAACGGGGAAUCUCACUAGGAACCCGUGGAUUACAAACGUUACUUCCAGUCUCCUGCACCUAAUAUAUCCAUUUUAAACGAACAGACACAGGAGCGCGCUUAUGUAUGCCAAGACUUACCGAGACACAGACUUAACCCAGCAAUAUAAGCCAUCUCUCACUACUACCACAGUUAUAGAAUCUGAAACAUAGGUUUUCACCACGAUACACUCGCCCUGGUUUGUUACAGUGCCCAGUAGGUCAGCUUGAGAUAAACUGUAGACUUUGUAAGCAAUUUUGAUGAUUGAAUUUUGACAAUUUAAUUUCUAUAGCAUGUGGUAGUAUUAUGAAUCAGAUAAGUAUUGUUGUCUGUUUGGAUUUGGACAUUGACACCCAUUCUCUGUCUCUUCACUAUUGUGACAAUUUCAUAGACCAUUAUUUUUUUAAAUCACAAUAUGUAAUUUCUGCAACAGCACCCAUUACAUCUCGGUAAUUAGCCCUGGGGCUUAAAAACUUUCAACUGGAACAUUGUUGUGAAAGUAUUUGAUUCUACAUUAAUGACAUGUCAGUUGCAAAUUGUUACUUUAAAAUACUUAAAUGCAUUACAGGAUGAGCGUUAAGCCAUCUAUGAAUAACUGACCCAAACAGGACUUCCUUUCUCAAUUGUUUGUUGCACCUGCUGGUACUUUUUGUAUGGUUCUAUGAGAAAAGCCUUUAAACGCAGAAAUUCAUUGUUUAAUUUGUUCUUGUUCAUGUUGUUUUAUUUGAAACUUGUCAUAGAUUGCAUCACUUGUGCGGCUAGUUGUUCUACCAGCGCUGUUUUGUGUUAGAUUGUCUUGAUAUAAUUCUGUUAAUUUCACAAGAAACAUAACAUUUAUGACUAAAAAUGACAAAUGUAUUUGUAAGAAUUCAUCCCAUCCUUUAUGAUGAACGGUGGACGUGGUAUAUAAAUAUAUUGCAGUAUAGGAAAUAUCUCUUAAUAAAAUGUAAGAUUUAGACUCCCGUUGUCAACUAAAACUUAUUUUCAGGGCAAACGAAGACCUUUAAGGGAGUGAUUAUCGAAUUUGGGUUGUUUGUGUGGUGAAAUGUCUGUUAAGUUCUCUUUGAAAUGAGGAUGAUAUUCGCUGUGGGUCUUCAAAGUGUUUUGGUUUUUACCUCUCCAUGAGGGGAGAUGCAAUAUUUGGCAUACGGGUUGAGUCAGAGACAAGGAAGAGUAUUGUUCCUUACUUGACAACUACCAGCAGUGUCUUAACACAACAUGACAAUCCAAUUCUCAAUAGACAUUGCCCAAUACAGCAGACAACAUUUCAUUCCUUUUGUCUCUGAUUAAAAUGAUUUUAAAAAUCCUGUUUUGCUGGUAGAAAAGAACACCAAGUCCAGUUCCUCUAUGCUCCCCACAGGCACUCUUAAAUUAUAAAUA